AACCACCAAAUGUCAAGAUGGUUCCAUUCCAAAUUUUCCAACGAGUAGACUAGUUCUUGAGGCUGUUCCUUCUAGAUCUACAUGCAUUGCCAAUAUCAAAUUGUCUAACAUCACACACAAAAAAAGAGGAUAGUAAGAGUAUGAAUAUUGAAUAAUACCAAACUAGCGUUGUUCAUUUUAUAAUUCAUACACUUAAUCACUUACUAUUCCAACGCUUGUGCUGGGCGCGCAACAUGUUUCUCUCAAACAAGCAUGUUGAUGUUACCUUUCUUCUGUUCCUAUUUAUGUUUGAAAUUGGAUCAUCUUCAGCAGCACCCGUUUACAACGCUAAUUACUGCCCAAACAACACAUCGUACAAUUCCAACGUAACAUUCCAAACCAAUCUCAGAGUCCUCCUCGCAUCCCUCGUCUCCAACGUGUCCCAAUCUGACGGUUCCUAUAACUCCGCCAUGGGAAUGGGGACCACAAGCGUCGCCAGCGGCCAAUUCCUCUGCCGCGGCGACGUCUCCCCCGCCACGUGUCAAGAUUGCAUCGCCAGCGCCGCCACGGAAAUAACGCGACUCUGCCCCAACAAAACAGAGUCCAUAAUAUGGUACGACGAGUGCACGCUCCGUUUCACCAACCGCUACUUCGCCCCCACCAGCAUCGACCCGGGAGCGAGGUUGUCGGACGACAAGAACAUCUCUGCCUCCGACUUGGACAGUUUCAACCAGACGUUGUUCGGUUUGUUGAACGAAUUGGUGGAAGAAGCUGCGAAUUCUCAGUCAGCGAGGAAAUUCGCCACCGGCGAAAGCGAAUUCGCCGGGUCCUCGCCGGAGAGAACGGUGUAUGCCCUGACGGAGUGCGAGCCGAGCCUAACUAUUGCUCAGUGUGAAGAGUGUUUGCAAAACGCCGUUUCGACUCUUCCGUCGUGUUGCGGAGGAAAACAAGGCGCCAGGGCUCUGCUUGCGUGGUGCAAUGUUAGAUACGAGUUGUUUCAGUUUUACAAUACUAGCGGCUCGUCAGCACCGUCAUCAGGAAAUAAGAAAUCUGUAGCACGAGUAGUCUUGAUUGUUGUCCUUGUUGUUUUGUCGAUAAUUCUCUUAUGUGGUGUCUGCUAUUUCAUAUUGAAAAGAUCAAAGAAGAAAUCCAACACUCUUCUAAGGGAAAAUUUUGGGGAAGAAAGUGACACUUUGGAGUCUUUACAAUUUGGGUUGCCCACAGUUGAAGCUGCCACAAAGAAGUUUUCACAUGAAAACAGAAUAGGUGAAGGUGGAUUUGGAGAGGUUUACAAGGGUAUUCUUCCAGAUGGACGAGAAAUAGCAGUUAAAAAACUCUCACAAAGUUCCGGACAAGGUGCAACAGAAUUUAAGAAUGAGAUUUUAUUGAUAGCAAAACUUCAACAUAGAAAUUUAGUGACAUUAUUAGGAUUUUGUUUGGAAGAACAAGAGAAAAUGCUCAUUUAUGAAUUCGUGUCCAAUAAAAGUCUUGACUACUUUUUAUUUGAUCCCCGUAAGAGUUGUGAAUUGGAUUGGACAACACGCUACAAAAUUAUUGAAGGAAUUACACAUGGAAUUUUAUAUCUACAUGAACAUUCACGGUUAAAAGUUAUACAUCGUGAUCUUAAACCUAGUAAUGUAUUAUUGGAUAGCAUAAUGAAUCCAAAGAUUUCAGACUUUGGAAUGGCAAGGAUUGUUGCAAUAGAUCAACAUCAAGAAAAAACAAAUAGAAUUGUGGGAACAUAUGGUUAUAUGUCUCCGGAAUAUGCAAUGCAUGGACAAUUUUCAGAAAAAUCAGAUGUUUUUAGUUUUGGAGUUAUAGUUUUGGAGAUAAUUAGUGCAAAAAGGAAUACUCGUUCUGUUUUUUCGGAUCAUGAUGACCUCUUGAGUUAUGCUUGGGAACAAUGGAGGGAUCAAACGCCAUUAAACAUAUUAGACCAAAAUAUAAAGGAAUCUUGCAAUCAUAGGGAAGUCAUUAAAUGCAUUCAAAUUGGUUUAUUAUGUGUACAAGAGAAGCCAGAAGAUAGACCUACCAUGACACAAGUUGUUUCAUAUCUCAAUAAUUCUUUAGUUGAGUUGCCAUUUCCAAGAAAACCAAUCAAUUCUAAACAAAAUGAAAUAGUUCAAAAGAUGAUAGUAGGAGAAUCAAGCUCAGGUUCAGCACUAUCAAAUAAUGGAAUGUCUGUCUCCGUACUUAGACAGCUUUGGAAUUCUCAUCACUCACACAGCGUUGUCCAACCUAGAAAGAGGCCAUUGGGUGGUAUGACAAUUGCAUGCUACGCUACUCAAAUCGCUCAAUAUUCGAGACCAUGGAACCUGACUCUACGUACUUUCUGUGGAUUUAACAAUGCAACUGAUAUGGAUCAGUUCAAUGAGGGUCUUAGGGGCAUAGUGGAUGGUCUCAGAAGCAAAGCUGCAUCUGGUAAUUCCCUUAAGAAGUAUGCUGCAGGAAGCGCAGCUGGUCCAAGCUUUCAAGCAGAAUUUUCUCGUUAGCCAUCAUGCUUUUACUGAUUUGGUGCUGUUAAUCAAUCUUAAAUCACCUUUUAAUAACUUAUAUUGAUUAAACUCUUUUCCCACCUGUGGCUGAAAUUGACGAUGAAAUUGAACCAAUUGAGACAUUGCAAUUCAACUUUGACAUCAUCAGAAUGGCUACAUUUUACAAGGGUAAGCUUUCCAAUGGCCAAGAAGUUGCGGUCAAAAGAUUAUCUAUGAAUUCAGGACAAGGAGAUGUAGAAUUUAAAAAAGAAGUGCAGUUAGUGGCCAAGCUACAGCACCGAAAUUGAGUCAAACUACUUGGUUUUAGUUUGGAAAGAAAAGAAAGGUUACUGGUCUACGAGUUUAUUCCCAAUAAAAAGCCUUGAUUACUUCAUAUUUGUAGAUCCAAUUAAGCGUGCACAUUUAGACUUGGAAAGGCGGUAUAAAAUCAUAGGAGGCAUUGCUAAAGGUCUUCUUUAUCUUCAUGAAGAUUCGAGACUACGGAUUAUGCAUCGUGAUCUCAAAAAAAGCAACAUUCUGUUGGAUGCGGAAAUGAAUCCUAAGAUAUGAUAUUGGAUUUUGGCAUGGCAAGAUUGUAUCUUGUGGAUCAGACUCAAGCAAACACAAGUAGAAUUGUCGUAACUCAGUGACUGAUAUAGGGCACCCGAAUAUAUAAGGCAAGGACAAUUCUCUGUGAAGUAAGAUGUUUUCAGUUUUGGUGUACUGGUUCUAGAGAUAGUAAGUGGCCAGAAAAAUAGCGGCUUUCAACAUGGAGACCAUUGUAGAGAAUCUAAUAAGCUUUGCCUGGAAAAACUGUAGGGAGGGAACAGCACCAAAUCUCAUAGACACCACAUUGAACAAGUUCAAGAAACGAAAUGAUGAGAUGCAUCCACAUUGGUUUACUGUGUGUUCAGGGAAAUUUAGCUGACAGACCAAGCAUGGCUUCUGUUGUACUCACGCUUAAUAGCUACUCUCACACACUCCCUGUGCCUUCAGAGCUUGCCUUUUUUUAUACACAGGAGAGACUUGUCAGAUAUUCAAUCGUGGGAGUAUAGUUCAUCAGGCGCAACAGAAUCGAAAAGCAAAUCUGUCAAAGCAUGCUCUAGUGAGGAAUCAACAUGAGCUUUUACCCUCGAUAGAAUUUAGUGAUACAUUACAGUCUUACAACUGACAUUUUUUCUUUUUCUUUUACCGGAGGAUAGUAACAAAUUGGCCAUUUUCCCAUCUAGUAUGUAUAUUUUCCAUCUACAUCCUGAAUUUAUUUUUAAGUUGUUGAGUUUUGGCAUUUGUUUGUUGCUCUGAUGAUGACAUGUUAGUUAAUAAGUAAUAGCUACCUACCGUUGAUGUUACCCUUGUACUAUAGAAACCUAUUAGAUUGUGUGGGCAUUGGCCGUUGUGUAUAUAUCGAACUUAGAAUGAAGAAAUUUUUUUAUA
This is a messenger RNA of Glycine soja, 3887 nucleotides long. Its product is annotated as cysteine-rich receptor-like protein kinase 10. Lineage: Eukaryota; Viridiplantae; Streptophyta; Magnoliopsida; Fabales; Fabaceae. Gene Ontology annotation, molecular function: protein kinase activity; ATP binding. The transcript has 12 exons. Bases 234 to 2471 code for a protein of 745 amino acids. Gene Ontology annotation, biological process: protein phosphorylation. The record is from RefSeq and is a predicted model, not a curated record.